UAUAUAUAUAUAUAUCUAUAUCAAGGUCUAAGUAAAUGGCGCAUACAAUUUUAUCUUUCAAUUCUUUCUAUUUUCUUUAUAGGAUGAUUAUAUAUUGGCGCGUUGGUACAAUAUGAUUACAAAACGUACUUGUGAAUCCUCACAAAUUCUGUGAUUAAUUAAAAUAACCGCGCGUGUUCUUUUACUGUCGGAAACAGUCGAAGAAAACCGAACAUUGUCGAAUCAUUGCAGUCGACCAAUAUGCGUUGAUCGGUUAUCAUAUUCUGAACUUUUAGUCUUAUUGUUUUUAAACGAACGACAACGCGUGGUACCAACUUUUCUUCAUUUCUUUUCACCUUCUUCUUCUCCUCCUCCUCUAUCUCUUCUACCACCUUCUUCUUGUCCUCCCUCUCCUUCUCCUUCUCGGGUAACUUAUUAAACCGACUGUCAAAGUUGAUGAAAACGUUUACGUGAUACUACGUAUUAUAUAUAUAUAUAUAUAUAUAAGUAAAUUUUUAUCUGACGACGAGAAAAAAGUGCAUUUAUAAAUAGGUUAUAUGAGUAACUCAGUUGUCACAGGAUAUAAUCUCAUGAAUAAUUCUUAUGUCGGUCGGAAAAAUAGAAAUUCUGAUUUAUAGUCGUGCCGACGCUAAAGUGAAAUAUAAUAUGAAAAGAAUUAAAAGGAAAGGUUUAAAAAUGGUAAGCAAAUUAUCACACGAAUUCAGAAGAUACCAACGUAAUCGUAAUCAAUUAAGGCACAUUUUAGAAGAGACUCAACAUGUGCUUGAAGCCAUUAAUUUAGAAAAUUUUUUCCCUGGAGAAAAUAUCAUUGAACAAUUAUUAUCGCCAUUAACUUUAAACAGAAUUGUACAUAUUUUGGAAAAUUCUCCAGCUAUAGUUGUAUUCGGUCAAGACAAUAAAUCUAAAGCAGCUUUAAUAAAUAACUUAUUUUCUACUGAAGUAUUACCAGCGUCUAAUGGCUUAUGGAGGUGGAUCAAAUUUAGUCAUGAUCAUACGAAUCAUGCCAAUCUUACGUUGGGUCUUGAAUAUGAAGUUGUGGUAAAAUUGCAAGCGAAUGAAAAACCAUGGAACACAAUUCCAAUAGAAGAUUUGACCAAAUCUGGAAAUGAAGAUAUUGUUUGUCCAACAGUGCUUGAAGUCAAACUCGAUUCAAAUAUAUUAAAAGAUGGCGUUCAAAUUUUUGUAGUACCAAAUAAUGGAGCAGUUAAAAUUCUUGCAAAGGGAACCCUUGGAAUUUUACCAAUAUUUCUUUAUGCCUUGGGCGAUCAACCUUUGUCGGAACAACAGCUAGAAGAAUUAAGAGAUCUGAAAGAAACAUAUCCUUAUAAUCCUGUAUUAUUUAUAUCGUCGCUUGUAAAUAUUUCAUUAGAUAGCAUUAAUGCAGGAUUAACAGAAUCGGAACAACAUAGACUUCAAAGUACAAUACCUCCAUGUGAUUCUAAUCUAUCUAAAGAUAAAGAUGAUGUUGACUUUGAUAAAAUAAAUUCUCUUGGAUUAACAUGGCUAGAUCAAUUAACUAAUUUAGGAUAUCUUGGAAUGGAAGAAUCUGUUGAAGUUGAUCAAUUAACAUGGUUAGUUGGUGGUCAAUAUGUUAGCUCUAGCAAUAUUAUAAACUCGUCCAAGAAAAUGGAUAGAAUUUUGUAUUUUAUUAAAGGUUGUCUUCAAAGUUAUCUUGUUAAUGCAAGUAAUUAUUUAAAUGAAGUACAUACAACCAGUUUACGUAAAUUUAUCUUAAGUGCUUUUGAUAUGGCACGUCAAAUUCAGAUUACUCCAAGGAGAAUACAAUAUGCUCAACAAAAGGAAAAUGAAUUGUAUGCUAAUCUGAUGAAAAUUGUUAACGAUAAACAAGAAGAAUUAAUGGAAUUAAUAGAAAAUAUCAUUCAAGAAAUGAAAAAUGAUAUAUAUUUAUCAAAUGGAGAUUCACAACAAUAUCAAAACUUUCCUUUUGAUAAUAAUGAAAGAGCAGAAUGGUCAGUGACAGUACAAGCAGCCACCUCAGAAGUGCAAAGACUUGUACUUGGACGUUUGCGUGAAAAAGUAGCAAAGCAAUUGGUAAACUCUGUGAAAUGUUUGAGAGAAACAUUUAUAGGCACUUUACAACGGUGCCUAUUGAGUUUAGAAAAAAGUUAUGAUCAUGAAUCUUCUUUACUAGCUAGUGACGCUUUGAAACAAAUACUUUCUGCAGCUUAUAAUGUAGAACUUCAUAAUUCUUCGCCGUCUCUUGUGCAUUCUUUUCUAGAAAGAUUACGGCAACUUUUUAAAUCUCUUCCCUUGCCAUGGACUCCUACUCCAAUCUUGGAUGAAUCUUGGAGGAAAAAGGUUACUAUUGACGUUUUAAAUUCAUUAUCUGCAGCAAGAUUAUCAAAAACAAUUUCAAUGCAAUUCAGAGAUAAAUUAAAAUUGUCUCAUGAUGCAUUUCAAUCGGCCCUAAAGUCCCUUGAAAAUCAUUAUUCUGGAAAGUUAGAAAGAACUGAGGAACAAAGGAUAGCCAUUAGAAAGUGUCAUGCACCAAGAUUAGCUAGAUUAGCCUUAGAAUCCACAUCAAUGACUGAUGCUGUUCGUUUCGGUAUACCGCAUUAUGGUAAAGAAAUUGGUCGUGGUCAAUAUGGUGUAGUGUUUGCAUGCGAUGGUUGGGGAGGAGCUCCAGGACCUUGUGCAGUUAAAUCUGUUAUUCCACCUGAUGAAAGACAUUGGAACGAUUUAGCAAUGGAAUUUUAUUAUACCAGAUCGAUACCAGAUCAUAAAAGAAUUGUGAAAUUAAGAGGUUCAGUUAUAGAUCAAACUUAUGGAAGUGGAUAUGGAUUAGGAACUGCAGUUCUAUUAAUUACAGACCGUUUAAGUAGAGAUCUGUAUUGUGGAAUACGAGCUGGAUUGUCAUGGUUAGAACGUUUGCAAAUUGCAAUUGAUGUCUUAGAAGGGAUACGUUAUCUUCAUUCUCAAGGACUUGUUCAUAGAGACAUUAAAUUGAAUAAUGUCCUUCUUGAUACUGAAAAUAGGGCAAAACUGACUGACCUUGGAUUUUGUAUCACCGAAGCUAUGAUGUCAGGAAGUAUUGUAGGAACACCUGUUCAUAUGGCUCCAGAACUUCUAUCUGGACAUUAUGAUAGUAGCGUCGAUGUAUAUGCUUUUGGCAUUCUUUUCUGGCACAUAUGUGCUGGACAUGUCAGAGUGCCAUAUACCUAUGAACAGUUUCAUAAUAAAGAACAAUUAUGGACAAGCGUAAAGAAAGGCAUUAGACCAGAACGUCUGCCACAUUUUGAUGAUGAGUGUUGGAAAUUAAUGGAACAAUGUUGGGCUGGAGAACCUUCUAAACGGCCACUACUUGGAGCAAUUCUUCCAGUGCUUGAAUCUAUUCAACAAAGAGCAGAAAGAGGCAAGUCCUUACAACAACUCAGCGAAUUCAAGCUACAAGAAAAUUCCACAUCCGAAUCAGAAAAUCCUGCACUGGCACUAGCAGAACCUUAUAAUCAAAGGGGCGCCAUUGUUAGUCCUCCUACUGUUAAACGUAGGAAUUUUAGAACAGUAAAACCUCCUGUUUUUCACAUGACAAAUAUUUUUCAAACAAGUUUUUGUUCAAAUCUGUAUGUGCAAAUGCGGGAGUUUUAAAUAAUUUUAGUAGUUUGACCUGUUAGUUUAUUAUAAAACUUGAUGGUAGUUUCCCAUUUAAAUGCAUGAGAUGUACUUGAAAUAUAAUCCAUUGUUUUUGCAUUCAUUAAUUUGAUAUUUCUAUAAAUAGUAUUUUCUCGAUACAGUAUUAAUCUGGCAAAUAUAAUUAAUAAAUUUAUUUAUCAUGUCAGAUGCAAAAUACAUCUCUUUUAUGUACCAUUUUGUUUAUUUAGCUUUAUUAUUAUUAUUCAAUGAUAUUUUUUAAAUUGACUGAUUAUCGUAAACAUCUCCUGCCUUUAAAUAUGUUAUUUACUAUAAUAAAUGAAUAUCUGCUAUAAUAAAUGAAUAUUGAUAUCGAGUAGAAAAAAGAAGCUCUCUCUCUCUCUCUCUUUCUCUUUUUGUA
Vespa crabro (European hornet) is the source of this 4009-nucleotide messenger RNA. It is a transcript of the gene Ripk5, whose product is annotated as dual serine/threonine and tyrosine protein kinase-like. Lineage: Eukaryota; Metazoa; Arthropoda; Insecta; Hymenoptera; Vespidae. Gene Ontology annotation, molecular function: protein kinase activity; ATP binding. Gene Ontology annotation, biological process: protein phosphorylation. The record is from RefSeq and is a predicted model, not a curated record. The transcript has 5 exons. The coding region runs from base 583 to 3606 and encodes 1007 amino acids.